Equus caballus (horse) is the source of this 3229-nucleotide messenger RNA. The record is from RefSeq and is a predicted model, not a curated record. NCBI's taxonomy places the organism in Eukaryota, Metazoa, Chordata, Mammalia, Perissodactyla, Equidae.
GCUUCCGGGCGGUGGCGGCGGCGGGCGCGGCGCGAUGUGCGAGCGGGCGGCGCGCCUGUGCAGGGCCGGCGCGCACAGGCUGCUCCGGGAGCCGCCGCCGCAGGGCCGGGCGCUGGGCGGGCUGCUGCGCUGGGUGGGCGCCAGGAUGGGCGAGCCCCGGGCGCCGCUGGCCCCCGACGCCCCCGCCGCCGCCGCUGCGGACCCCGGCCCCGGCCCCGCCUCGCCGCGCGGGGGCACCGCCGUCAUCCUGGACAUUUUCCGACGUGCGGACAAAAAUGAUGACGGGAAGUUGUCGUUGGAGGAGUUCCAGCUCUUCUUUGCAGAUGGCGUCCUCAACGAGAAGGAGCUGGAGGAUCUCUUCCACACCAUCGACUCUGACAACACCAACCAUGUGGACACCAAGGAGCUGUGUGAUUACUUUGUGGACCACAUGGGGGACUAUGAAGAUGUCUUGGCCUCUCUGGAGACCUUGAAUCACUCUGUCCUGAAGGCCAUGGGCUACACCAAGAAGGUGUACGAGGGUGGGAGCAACGUGGACCAGUUUGUGACGCGCUUCCUCCUGAAGGAGACAGCCAAUCAGAUCCAGUCACUGCUGAGCUCCGUGGAGAGUGCGGUGGAGGCCAUCGAAGAGCAGACCAGCCAGAUCCGACAGAACCAUAGCAAAGCCAGCCACGGCGCGGUGGAGCCCUGGUAUGGAAGCCCCACGCCCCCCUACGCCCCCAACCACAAGCUCAUGGCCAUGGAACAAGGGACGAGUCUUCCAUCUGUCACUGCGGACCCCAAGGAGGAGGGCCUGGAAGCCCAGAUCAGCCGGUUGGCAGAGCUCAUAGGACGGCUGGAGAACAAGACCCUCUGGUUUGACCUGCAGCAGCGCCUCUCAGAUGAAGAAGGCACCAACAUGCACCUGCAGCUGGUCCGGCAGGAGAUGGCCGUGUGCCCCGAGCAGUUGAGCGAGUUCCUGGAUUCUCUGCGACAGUACCUGCGGGGCACCGCCGGGACCAAGGACUGCUUCCAAUGGGGCGAGUGAUUCAUCUCCUUGACCUCAGCUAGCUCAUCUGGAAAGCGGGACCACUCCCUGGGGCUGCCGGAGACCGAAAUGGAGCAUUGGACGUGAAGGACUCGGCCAGCCCCUGGCACCCAGUCAGCGCCCACUCCGUGUUAGCUGCCCUGUUACUGCUGUGGCUGCCCCUCAGGGGCCUCGCCGUCUGUCCUGCCACCAAGGCCUGCGCUGAUUUUUGGCAGAGCUGAGCCGGGCAGCCGUGGGCACGUCUGAGUGGCCCACAAAAGACGAUAGCCCUCACCCUCGCCGGGGGUGGCCCGAGAGGGCUGUUGGCACAAGCCGCCAGGCUCUCCAUCCCCUCUCGGGCCCACGCAUCAGCACCCAGCGACGGUAGCUGCAGCCCGUGUCCUGCCUCGAUCCACUCCCUCUUCACUUGGCUUUUUCCCAAGUCGAGAGCACAUGCCUUCAGUCUCCUUCCUGGGGGCCGGCCCGGGGGAUACAGCCACGAAUCAGGAUGCUGCUCUUGCUGAUCGUUUAUCCUAGGUGGUGGGAGAGGGACAAAAGGAGGAUGAUUCUGACUGGUGAUGGAGGCUGAGGGUCCCGAGUGGGGGGCGGUUGGGGAGGGGGCUGCUUUAGGUUGAGGGGCUGCGUGUGCACUGAGGAAGGGCAGUCUGGGCGGGGGGAUCAGCCUGUGCUGAGACCUGGGGUGGCAGCGAGGGCGCCGUGUUUGAGAAAAAGACACUGGUGUGUCUGGACAGAGUGACGAGGGCGGAGGAGGGACAGGGGCGGCGGGCAGGACCCACUCACGUCCACCCUCCAGGCCCUGCUCGUUUGGACCAUAUUGGAGAUGCGUGAGCAGGAGCAAGACAUGGUCUGGUCUCCCUUGUGUGCAGAAGGGUCGGGAGGGGACAAGAUUGCAGCAGGUGGCCAGGGAGAGGCCCUGCAGUCACCGGGCAUGGGGGCAUGGCCUUGGCACGACGAGGGUAGAGCUGAAAUCUGUUUCGGAGCAGAGCUGACCAGACUUGCUGGCGGCCGGGAGGAGGGCGUUGUGGAAGGAGGAGGCAAGACAGAGUUUGAGAUGCUUGGGCUUCAGAAACUCGGAGGAGGAUGGUGCCGUGUACUGAGGAGGUCAGGUGUGCUGGUGGAGGGAGCCACGCAGGCCGUUUGGGCCACGUUAAUUUCGAGAUGCCCAUCGAGGUGUGCGUACAAAUGGGGAGAUCCUGAGAGAGAUGCUGGCUGCCGGGAGAAUGCGGAAGGAGAAAGGGGCCCAGCCGCCCCUCCUGUGCACACGGGUGGCACGCAGUAGGGCUUCACAUCCUGUGUCCUCCCUGCACCCCAAGCCUGCCUGUCUUCUGCCCAUCCAGAGGCCACCUGCACCCCCAGCCCAAGAAAAAUCAAUCAGGACGUCAUUAGCCGAGCAAAUGCAAUCACGGUGAUUGCUUUCAUCUCGGGGCAGCAACCAGCCUUAGAUGCGCCAAAUUGCUCUGAUGACCUUUGUCUGUCGACCGAAAGGCCUGUAAGCAGCGCCGGCUGAGUCUGGCAAAGGGCCAUGGCUUACAUCUGAUUGGCAGGCGGCACGGACCCCGCCCCAUCCUCUCCGGGAGUCACGAGCCCACGGCUCCACGUGUAAUUUUAGGCUGGAGCAUAAUGAACUAAUGAUACCAUUAGCUGCCUGUUUCCCUGCCUCCAUCCUGGGCGGCCCGACCUGGAAUUGCCUGUAAUUAUAAAGCUUGCCUCGAGGAGGUUCGUGGGUUCUGUUCUGCUGAGUGUGUGAAAGAGAAGCGGCCCGGAGCGCCGUGGGGAGGCCAGACCGGGGCACGUUAGAGACGAUGUCAUCUUGGAGGUCAGCCCUCCACCCUGUUCCCCCUCCCCACCAAGUAGGAUCAGUCCUAUUUAAAAUGAGGCGAGUGGCGGUGGGGAGACAUGCUGGACUGAUCAGACGGUAUGGCCGGCCCUGCAGGCUCCGGCAGCAGCAUUAGCAGAGCAGCCUUGGGCUGGUGACAGGCUGGCUGCCUGUCCUGGAACACCCCGGCCCCUGGCCACCCCCUCUCCUGCCAGGCUCGCAUUUCCAGGGUCUUAGGGCACCCCAUAGCCUGGCUCCGGGGGCGCCCUGUCCAGGCUCGUUUGACGGUAGGGAGGUGGCGGGGAGAAGAAGAGAGCAGCCGAGGGGGGCGGGAUGUGGGUGGUGCAGUUUAGUCCACCAGCUCCGGCCUCUCCUCUCCUCUCCCC